UCAGAAUUCCAAUUCCAAUUGCUUUAAAAAAAAAGAAUUCCAAUUCCAAUUCGUCUCCGUCUUCCGAGUUCCGACUCCGCCGCCUGUACGGAUGCCCAUGGCCUACCCUACCGUUGCUUAAUCCCCGGCUCCCUCCUCCGCGGCUUCCAUGCCCUAAGCUAGUUGCUGCUGCUGCUUUGCUUCAGGCCAGGGUUUUCCUUCGUCCCCUCGCCAAUCGCAGCCAAUUGCUUUCCCCAAUUGCAGUUGCCGCUGAUCUAGGCUAGGGUUUCCCCAGCGGCCACUCCGGCUCUCGGCAGAUUGAAAUUGAACUAGCUCGCCGCUUCCUUGAGCAAUCGAAUCCAAUCAAGUCCGAUCGGGGAUGGCCACCACCCAGUUCGCCAUGGUCGAGGAGCUGGCCUCGCUCAUCAAGGACAACCUGCACAGCAAGCACCUCAUCCUCUCCACCGAGGAGGCCCUCAUCGCCGCCCUCCAGCAGCUGCGCUGCGCCGACGACGGCGACAGCGACGGUGGAGAGGAGGACGGUGCGGCGGACACCAUAGAGCUCCGGCCCGCCGGGGCCUACCACCGCCUUCUCCUGCAUCGCCUUGCUGAAAUCUACGGGUUCGCUCAUGAAUCGGUUGGUGAAGGCGAGGAUCGGCACCUGGUCCUCCAGCGCUGCCCUGAAACAGCCAUCCCUCCUGUCCUUAUUAGUGAUAUGUUAUGGAAGUUUGACAACAGUGAUGAUUCCACAUCCGUUGAUGAUUCCAUAUCUGUUGUGCUAACCAGAAAUGAUACAGAUUCCCAAAAGCCUUGCAAGGUAGAUGUCCAAGAAGAUACUUAUGUUAAAAAUUCGCAUCUGAAAGACACUACAGAUUUGAAGCCUCUGAAGCAGUCAGCGGUUUUUCCGGCAGCAUCACUGAAGGAAAGGGAAGCUGCUUAUCGGGCUGCCCGCGAGCGAAUCUUCUCUGGAGAUGAUGCCAAGGGAAAUGAUAAAUCAUAUGUGAAAUGUAGACAGGUCCCUGUUGUUGCUCAACGGAUGAUUGCACAUGCUCUUGGUCAAAAAGUUCAAAAUCCCACAGAGACAGUUGCCUCGACAGAAGGCAGAGGAAAACAGCUGGCGAAUGGGCCAAAAGUUCCGACACGUAGCAGGAACAACUUCUACCCAGUUGCACCAGAUAAUGGAGAAGAGAAUAAUGUUCGAAUUGGUAAGCCAAAGUCAGCCAGUAGGAAUUCAUAUCAAACUUCAACCAGCCAAAGGUGCUGCACUGCCAACAGUAGAGCUGCUACAGCUGAGAGCUUGAAGAAAGAACAGACUGGAGCAGCUAGAAGAAUGUUUGCACAUGCACUGGGGCUGUCUGCAGCUCAAGGAAGUUAUGGUGCACUGCCUAAACCGAAGUAAAGAUCCAGAGAUGAGAUGUCGUGAAUUGGAGAAAGAAGCUUGCCAAUGCAUGCUAUCCGCGCUCUUUAUCCAGUCAUGCAUAUGGCGUGGGAUGAAUCUGUGAUGGUUGGUGCUCUUUUAAGUCCAUCUGCUGCUUCUGCGAAAUGAUGUUUGUGAUGUUGGUAGUAGAUGGAAGGUCUUCUUGGUUGGAUGUUAACUAUUGGACCGACAGAAAGGAUGAAUCUUUGAUGGUGCUCUUUUAAGUCCAUCUGCUGCUUCUGUGGAAUGGUGUUUGUGAUGUUGGCAGUAGAUGGAAGGUCUUCUUAGUUGGAUGUUAACUAUUGGCAGACAGAGAGGGUAUGUGACCCUUGUUGGAAGAAGAGCGUAGUUGGCCACACCCUUGAUUGAAGCAGCAGCCUCAAGGCCUAAGCUUAGUUGGGGAAAGAGCUUGCGGAUGCACAUUGCAUGCGGAGCUGAGCUGUGCAAGUGCUUCACUGGAGUGGAAGAAACAUUGUCGUCCUUGCUUAUACUGUGUUGUGUUUUUAGCUCCAGGUUGUAAUGUGUACUAGUAUGUGUUUUGGAAAGACAUGUCAUAAUACUACAAUUAAACUUGCUGUAUUUACAUUGUAUUCGUUCAAUUUGUUGAUUCGACUUA
Molecule: messenger RNA, 2012 nt
Organism: Panicum virgatum (switchgrass)
Lineage: Eukaryota; Viridiplantae; Streptophyta; Magnoliopsida; Poales; Poaceae
Exons: 5
Coding region: 359-1378 (339 amino acids)
Molecular function (GO): nucleic acid binding
Source: RefSeq, a predicted model, not a curated record